Messenger RNA from Acanthamoeba castellanii str. Neff, 369 nucleotides. RefSeq lists its product as uncharacterized. Gene Ontology annotation, molecular function: DNA binding; DNA ligase (ATP) activity. Gene Ontology annotation, biological process: DNA recombination; DNA repair. The transcript is spliced from 3 exons. NCBI's taxonomy places the organism in Eukaryota, Discosea, Longamoebia, Acanthamoebidae. The annotation marks the transcript as partial. The record is from RefSeq and is a predicted model, not a curated record.
UCCCGGCUGUCUGGAUGUGCCAAACAUGAGGCCAGUGCCCGAUCGACAGCGCCAUGCAAGGCCGAAGUGAUCGACCUCGAAGACGGCACGGACGAGGCCGAAGGAGAAUACUCGGAUGAGAGGGAAAGCCUCCCUGCGCCAGCCAAGGUGCUAGCGGCACCAGCGGCACCACCAUCCUCGAGCGUGUUCGCUCAAGAGCGGGCGGAGAUGCUGUGCGCACCAGUGGCCAAAUUCAAGCCGGCAGCUUAUCUUUUCUGGGAGGCUGGUGCCGAUGUUCCCUUCAUGCACGUCGUCAACGCAUUCAGAACAGUGGAAUCCACGAACGGGCGGUUAAAGAUUGUAGAACUACUGACCAACAUGUUCAGGUGA